AUCGUAAACGCGUCUCAAAUGUCAUUUCGCCUGCCAAGCUUCUCAGAGACUUUUGUACAGCCAAGAAUUAAUCAUCAAAAUUGUUGGCAAGAAGCGACUCCUUGGCUUGAAUACCCGUACCGGAGAGACUUUGUUGUACCUUGGUGUGGUGACUACUCAAAUAUUCCAGUUAUUUAUCCAGGAUCAGGACCUCAAGCAAUUCAACAAUUUUCAAAUUACCAUCUGUCAAGACCCUUUAGCAUUCAAGGACGUGGAAUGAAGCGCUUAAGAACCGUUUCUAACUUGCAAAACAUAACAGCUAAAAAGAAUGAAUUUGUCAAGAUAGAGCUUCCCGUUGUUCCUGCAAAAAGGGCCAAGAAAUCGAGUUUUAUUGUGAAGCCCAAAGAAAUGCGGGCAUUUUUUGGUUUACUAGCUGAUGAACUGAUUCAAGAUUUUUUAGAAGUUGACAGUUGUAUUAAGAUAUCUGAUAAAUACCUGCUGGCUAUGGUAUUUGCCUAUUUUAAACGAGCCAGUUUUUCUAUACGAGAAUACACGAGAACGAACUUUUUUGUUGCACUUUAUUUAGCUAAUGACAUAGAAGAAGAUGAUGAAGAUUUAAAAUAUGAAAUAUUUCCAUGGGCUCUUGGUAGAAAAUGGAAAGAUAAAUAUCCCCAGUUUUUGUUAAAGAGAGAUCGACUGUUUAAAAGGAUUGGAUAUAGAGCUAUUGUUAGUAGACGGUGCUGUGAUGAGAUUAUGGCGCUGACCCCUAGUAAUAUAUAUUGGAGGCGUGUGCGUCCGCUACACCACGCUGGAGCUCUCAGGAACUAUAUGAGAUACCCAGAAGAUGACGGUUAUCCUAGAGGACCCGAAGCGUCACCGAGAUCAUGUCGUGAAUGUGAUGUGACGGACAGUCAAUAUGAUUCCGCCAGUCCAACUGAUACGGCUUGGUACAUUUCUUCUAACGAAUCGUCUCCAGAACGUAAAAAUCAUACCAGAGAACAUGAUCAGUCAGAUAUAUUCUUUAACAUGCAAGGAUUAAAGAAAACUCUACCAUUGUCUAAAGUUGAGGGAGAAGAUGUUUGGCCAUCUUCUAGUAUAGAAGAAUGACAUAAAGCCCAACAGACAAACAGUAAAACACCAACUAAAUAUAUAUUGCACCCUUCAGAUAUAAUUGCAAUUAUCCCUUAAUUUGGAUAAAGAUUUUUUCCAUGCAUCUCCAUGAUUA
This is a messenger RNA of Patella vulgata (common limpet), 1204 nucleotides long. RefSeq names its product speedy protein 1-B. NCBI's taxonomy places the organism in Eukaryota, Metazoa, Mollusca, Gastropoda, Patellidae. The coding region runs from base 19 to 1086 and encodes 355 amino acids. The transcript has 6 exons. Gene Ontology annotation, molecular function: protein kinase binding. Gene Ontology annotation, biological process: positive regulation of cyclin-dependent protein serine/threonine kinase activity. The record is from RefSeq and is a predicted model, not a curated record.